AUGGUGUCAUCACCUUACUCCCAACCGGUGGCUGCCGCAAUGUUCGAAAUCGGAGCACGAUACGAUAUUCUGGCAGCUAUUUACGAACACUUUGUGACUACGGCAAAUUACGACGCUGCGCGGGUGUUUGCGUCAGAAGCGGCGGUGCCGAAUCCAGAGUUAGGGAUGGUGUUGGUGCGGCACGAGGUAAAGAGAGAUAUCGAAGGAGGCCGAAUUGAGGCCGCUCUGGAGACUCUGCAGCAAGAGUACCCAGCAAUUGUGGAAGAGCAGUCAGCGUUGCUAUUUGAACUAAAGCUAAUGCAGCUUAUCGAGCUAAUUCGAGCCAGCGACUUUGACGCAGACCCCGCAUCAAUUGAUCCGGCCCUGGAGUACGCACGGGCCCAGGCUCUUCCGUUGGUGAAAUUGGAUCAAGCAGAGGACGCUAAGCGGAUGGUACAAUUGCAAAAAGUCAUGGCCCUGGUCUGCAUUGAUGCGAGCAAAGGGCUGCCGACGGUGUUGGAAGAGCUGCUGGAUCAGAGGACCCGGGAUGAGCUGGCGGUCAGAGUGAAUGGCGAAAUGCUAAAGUGCCAUGGUAGCAAAGAGAUGUCACGCCUGGAAAGCCUUCGACUGUUACGAGAUAUGCUCCGUAAAAGUGUCUGCAGCGCAUCGUGCAACGACUACAGAGUGGAGGGCAUCGACUUUGUAGAGUUAUAA
Wickerhamiella sorbophila is the source of this 693-nucleotide messenger RNA. Its product is annotated as Glucose-induced degradation protein 8. The record is from RefSeq and is a predicted model, not a curated record. NCBI's taxonomy places the organism in Eukaryota, Fungi, Ascomycota, Dipodascomycetes, Dipodascales, Trichomonascaceae. The coding region runs from base 1 to 693 and encodes 230 amino acids. The transcript has a single exon.